Messenger RNA from Anopheles darlingi, 2398 nucleotides. It is a transcript of the gene Gk1, whose product is annotated as glycerol kinase. NCBI's taxonomy places the organism in Eukaryota, Metazoa, Arthropoda, Insecta, Diptera, Culicidae. Gene Ontology annotation, biological process: triglyceride metabolic process; glycerol-3-phosphate biosynthetic process; glycerol metabolic process. The transcript has 2 exons. The record is from RefSeq and is a predicted model, not a curated record. The coding region runs from base 608 to 2164 and encodes 518 amino acids. Gene Ontology annotation, molecular function: glycerol kinase activity. Gene Ontology annotation, cellular component: mitochondrion.
UCCCUGCAAACGCUGUGGCUAGGAAAACCACGAAACCGCUGCACCUGUCAAGUGGCUGCCGGAAGGAUCAAAGAAGCAAAACAAAAUGUGCGCAACCUGCCGGCGGAAUCUUGCUUGAGCGAUUACAGCAUCCAAUUUUGUUUUACGCCAUGCAACAAACUGUGUCUACAAUGAUUGGCAAACACUUUGUCAAUCGUCCUCACCGAGUGUCGUAGAGGAAAAAGGUCAGCUUAUCAGAGCCAUCGUGGCAUCAAACGAGAACAAAACGCCGCAGUCGCCCGCGCAGUUGGUGUUUACCUUUGGGCUUCCAAUAAGACGCAGCGCCAUGGUCGAGCGAUAAAACCGUUCGUCACCAACGGAAAGUAAUCGACAACGAUAAGAUAAGCCAAUCGCACCGGAUCGGGCCUCCCACGGUUCAUCGCAUUAGCCGAUUUAGUCCGGCUUAAGCACGCAGCACGUUAUGCAAUAAAUCUAUCCACCACCGUGCAAUCGAAACGUGUAUCGAAGUCUGCAUUCCUGACGUUCACCGGAAGCAUCCGUCUCGUUGUCCCCAGGUCUCACCAGCCAACCAACCAGCCAAAGUGAACUUUGAUCGAAGCGUCCGGUAAUGUCGUCUGGAAUGAAAAAGUUUGGUGACUUGAUCGGUUCCAUCGACGAGGGGACCAGCUCGGCACGAUUCAUUCUUUUCAAGGCGGAAACGGCCGAAGUGGUUUGCUUCCACCAGAAGGAGCUGCGACAAAUCUACCCUCAGGAAGGAUGGGUGGAGCAGGAACCGCAGGAGAUACUGGCUGUCGUGCAAGAGUGCAUCGAGAAAACGAUUGAGAAGCUGCGCGAUUUAGGCGGUGAUCCGGCCAACGAUAUCGUGGCGGUCGGCGUUACGAAUCAGCGUGAAACGACAAUCGUCUGGAACAAGGAAACCGGUGAACCGCUGUACAAUGCGAUCGUAUGGCUCGAUAUGCGCACCGCAUCUACCGUCGAUCAGCUGCUCGAAACGGUACCAAAUAAGACAAAGAACAAGGACUACCUAAAACCAAUUUGCGGUUUACCGUUGUCACCCUAUUUCUCGGCCGUUAAGCUACGGUGGUUGAUGGACAAUGUGCCGAAGGUGAAGGCAGCCAUCCGGGCGGGGAACUGUCUGUUCGGAACGGUUGAUACUUGGUUGAUUUGGAAUCUUACCGGAGGACCCAACGGCGGCGUGCACAUAACCGAUGUUUCUAAUGCGUCCCGAACGAUGCUGAUGAGUCUGGAAUCGCUAGAGUACGAUAAAACGUUGCUGAAGUUCUUUGACGUUCCAGUUGAAAUCCUGCCCAGCAUUCGAUCCAGCUCGGAGGUGUACGGUUUGAUUUCAUACGAACCACUGCGCGGGAUCCCACUGUCGGGUUGCCUAGGAGACCAACAGUCGGCUCUGGUCGGUCAGGAGUGCUUGAUGCGCGGCAAAGCCAAAGCCACCUAUGGUACGGGAUGCUUUCUGCUUUACAACACUGGCACUGCGCGGAUCGAUUCAUCGCAUGGAUUGCUCACGACGGUAGCUUACCAGUUCGGUCCGGAGGAGGCUCCGGUGUACGCACUGGAAGGAUCAGUAGGUGUCGCUGGAGCCGCUCUCGGUUGGUUGCGUGAUAACAUGAACCUGAUGGCAAGUGUGAGCGAAUCGGAAGCAUUAGCCAAAACCGUUCCAAACAAUGGGGACGUUUACUUUGUGCCAGCGUUCAGUGGGCUUUAUGCACCGUACUGGAACCAGGAAGCUCGUGGUGUUAUCUGCGGCAUUACCGAGGAUACGAAGCGAGGUCACAUUGUGCGGGCAGCACUGGAAGCGAUCUGUUUCCAGGUGCGUGAUAUACUGGAUGUCAUGAACAGUGAAUGUGGGACGCCACUCGUCCGGUUAAAGGUGGACGGCGGAAUGACGAUCAACGAGUCGAUGAUGCAGUGGCAAGCCGAUCUAAUUGGACUGGACAUACAGCGGCCAACGUUCGUUGAAACUACCGCAUUGGGAGCAGCAAUGGUUGCUGGACGCGCGGUGGGCAAAUGGGACAUCGAGAACGUGAGUGUGGAGAGCAAGUGCACCGUGUUUCGACCGCAAAUCAGUGAAGACGAGCGCGAUAUGCGCUACAGCAAGUGGAAGAUGGCCAUCGAGCGAUCCUUUGGCUGGGAGAGCAACACACUGUGAUCGGUACGUAGAGGAGAAGGAGGAGGCUCAAGCUGAUCUUUCCACAAAGCGGCAUCCGACAACGAGCAGCAUUCAUUCCGCUGCUAGCUUAUAUGCAUAGUAUAGGGAAAAUAUAGGGGAUACAUGUUUCCGGGGUUGGGUUAUGUUUUAUGUAAUAAACCAUUUUUCAUUAUCGUUAUGAACGUAAGCGGUAACCUGAUGGCACACACGUGUAUAACGUUUGUUGAGUUUGAU